Molecule: messenger RNA, 570 nt
Organism: Sphenostylis stenocarpa
Lineage: Eukaryota; Viridiplantae; Streptophyta; Magnoliopsida; Fabales; Fabaceae
Source: the annotation of a GenBank genome assembly
AUGUCGAAGACGAAGGCAUUCCAAGGCGUGAACGUGUUCAUGUCGCGAAACCUCGUGCCGCCAGAAGUCUUCGACGCGCUGCACGACGCCGUCAAAGAUAACGGCGCCCAACUCCACCUCUGCUGCGACCCCUCCCGUAACGGCCCCAACGAUUACCACAUCAUUGCUUCCAGCAAACACGAGAAGUUCGAUGACCUCAAAUCCAAGGGCUGCAAAUUGCUCGGUCCUAGAUGUGUUCUUUCGUGUGCCAAAGGAGGAAGGUCUCUGCCUAAACAGGGCUUCACUUGUUGCCUUGCCAUGGACGGCGUCAAAGUACUUGCAUCUGGCUUUGAUAUGGAGGAGAAGGUUAAGAUAGAAGAGUUAGUGGCUGAAAUGGGAGGAGUCCUACACACUAAAACAUCAUUGGAUUUGAACUUUGUCAUUGUGAAAAAUGUAUUAGCUGCAAAGUACAAGGUUCCUUAUCAGCUUAUGCAUUCUAUUCUAUCUUCCAUCUUGUUGUCAUCCCCUCCCUACAUGGAUAAAUGUUCCACACAAGCAAAACGGGGAAUUGUAUACAGUUGUGCAUGUUAA